AUGGCGGACAUUGACUCACAAAUACAUCCCGACCUGUUCGAUAAGGUCACCCUCGUGUCCUUGGCAUCCACCGUCGCAAUUCUGGCUAUCGCUGUCCUCAUCUCCCGUUGUGUCGUUCCCUCCUCUACAUCAACCACUUAUAAGGCCCUCUUCGUAUGGCACGCCUUUGAUGCUCUCAUCCACUUUCUCCUAGAGGGCAGCUUUCUUUAUCAUUGCUUCUUCUCCUACAUACCCAUAUCCGACGCCACUACCCUCGACCUUGCGUCACUCCACCCGACGCCCGCGAAUUACCUGGGUCGUUCCGAUCGUGUCCACGGCUCCCAGGUUGGCGGCGACAACCCUUUUGCCAAGCUAUGGAUGGUGUAUGCAAAGGCCGACAAGAGGUGGGCUGGCGCAGAUGUUGGGGUCAUCAGCCUUGAGCUUCUCACCGUUUUUGGUGCCGGUCCUUUGGCGGUAUACAUCUGCUAUCUCAUCGCCAAACGGGACCCUCGGGUAAAUAUCUGGCUGCUCGUAAUUGCCACGGCCGAGUUGUACGGAGGCUUCAUGACGUUCUGCCCUGAAUGGCUCACGGGCAAUUCCAACUUGGACGGUAGCAACUUCAUGUACCUCUGGGUGUACCUUGUCUUCUUCAACGGCCUGUGGGUCGUGAUCCCUCUGUAUGUCAGCUACGUCGCCUUCGGGGAAAUCUCCAAGGCAUUUUCUGCGGCUUCAGUCUCGGAAAAGAAGACGUUGUGA
Messenger RNA from Sodiomyces alkalinus F11, 735 nucleotides. RefSeq names its product Emopamil-binding protein. The transcript has 3 exons. Gene Ontology annotation, molecular function: cholestenol delta-isomerase activity. Bases 1 to 735 code for a protein of 244 amino acids. The record is from RefSeq and is a predicted model, not a curated record. Gene Ontology annotation, biological process: sterol metabolic process. Gene Ontology annotation, cellular component: endoplasmic reticulum; membrane. NCBI's taxonomy places the organism in Eukaryota, Fungi, Ascomycota, Sordariomycetes, Glomerellales, Plectosphaerellaceae.